Haplochromis burtoni (Burton's mouthbrooder) is the source of this 900-nucleotide messenger RNA. RefSeq names its product kinesin-like protein KIF1B. The coding region runs from base 289 to 573 and encodes 94 amino acids. The transcript has 4 exons. Lineage: Eukaryota; Metazoa; Chordata; Actinopteri; Cichliformes; Cichlidae. The record is from RefSeq and is a predicted model, not a curated record.
GCACUUUCUAUCGCUUUGAGGCAGUGUGGGACAGCUCCCUGCACAACUCCCUCCUGCUCAACUGCGUAACUCCCUAUGGAGAGAAGAUCUACAUGACCUUAUCUGCAUAUCUGGAGCUGGACUAUUGCAUCCAGCCUGCCAUUAUCACCAAAGACAUCUGCAUGGUCUUUUACUCCCGAGACGCCAAGUUGUCCCCACCCCGUUCUCUCAAGAACCUCUUUGGGACUGAAUACUCCAAAACUCCUGACUGAUAGCCUCAUCCUAGAGCACCAGUGGGAGCUAGAGAAGAUGGAGCAGCUGCAGGAGGUGGAUGAAAAGACCCGUCACCUUCUGGCGCUGAGAGAGAAGCUGGGAGAGGCGGCUCCCGUGGGAACAGCUCCCACCACCAAGUCCCUGAGCGAGUCUCUGUCCCCCAGCGUGAGCUCGGGCACUCUGUCCACGUCCACCUCCAUCUCCUUGCAGAUCUCAAGCACCACCUUUGAAAGCGCCAUCAGGCCGAGCGAGAGCAGCGGCUACGAUUCCGCUGACAUCGAGAGCUGGUGGAUCGUGAGAUGGAGCUGGCCACCAAGGUGAGAAAAACGUCGGAGGCAGGAUAGACGUAAAACUCUCCCUGCAGAUCUAAGCUGGCGAGGCGGCGCGGCGGCCUGACGAAGAACUGAUCGGGCGGAGCGGUACGCGGGAAAACCACCGCUUCCAUCCUUUCUGAAAAGCCUUUGAAAAUACAGAAAAUACCAAGUGUUAAAACGUAUUAAUCAUUGUGAUUCUUGAUGGUUUUCUCUUGUAAGUAGACUUGUGGCUUAAGUCUCUUUUCAUGCGACUCAAACGUUUAAGUUCCACAGAACUUUUGCCUCCCCUCAGCUUUUUGUGUUUUCGUUUCGAUGACAAUGUUUGGGUCUAAUU